AUGGAUGAGGGGAUGAACGUUUCUGAUUUGUCAAAAACAUCACGGUGGGCCCACCAUGCUUCCCGUGGGAAGUUUCGCGCGAAAUGCAAUCCGUCUAAAUACCGGCUAGGCCGGCAAGAAACGGACGGUACCUUAUCGGAAUUUUUGGGGUUUCAUUCCCUGUCCAUUCAUUCGGGAUAUGAAGCAUCAGAUCCAGAGUUGCUGCCAGAGGGAGUCAUCUUCCAACUAAAGACACUUCCGGUGGGUGCUAGAUUUGUGGCUGAUGGAGACACCAUCACCGUUUUUGUUGACACGAGUGAUUCGAGGGAGUCGUUGAAUGUUCCUAAAGGAGUAAAAGAAGCUCUACUCCUAAGAUCCCAAGCUCGGGCAGCCAAGCAAUAUAAUGAAGCUGAUGACCUUCAUAAGAAGAUUAUGGAGGCCGGUUACAGAGUCAUGGCUGGUACAAAAAGUAAGGAAAUACUGGCAAAAAAAUAUCGCAUCAGACUAAGGGGGAUUGAUGCACCCGAAAGUCAAAUGCACUUUGGUAAAGAGUCGACGGAUUGGUUGAUAAAGUUAGUUCAAGGCAAGGUUCUCAAAAUAAAUGUUUAUUGUGAAGAUCGAUAUAACAGAACUGUUGGGGAUAUAUACUGUGGCGGUAAAUUUGUCCAGGAAUUCAUGCUAAAAGAAGGUAUGGCGUGGCAUUAUCAUCAAUACGACAAACGCCCUGAGCUUGCUAUGUGGGAAAAAGAAGCCCGUGAAGCGAAAAUCGGGUUAUGGAGUGUAUCAGACCCUGAGAAACCAUGGGAUUGGAGGAGAAAGCAACGAGAAGCGCGUGAGAUUCAUCAUUAGUGAUGGAGAUGAAGAAUCGAUGUCCUUGUCGGAAAAGAUCUGUUGGAUCCUAUCAGGUUAUAGGUCUAGAAGAAUUAGAGGUAAUUUUUAUUUUUACUCAUAAUCAUUUGCUUAAUUUUUUUUCUUUUCAUUUUUCAUGUAUUUUUAUUUUUUUAGAGAGAAUUUGAUCACCAAGAUACGUGGAUUGUAGAGAAGAAGAGAAGUCAGAUUCGAUCCUGCAAAAGCUGUCCAUCACAACAUGGUGAAGUCGAUGUACCGAUUAUACAAUUUCUUUUGGCAGAAGGUAGCAAGAGGAGGAUGGGUACAAGAUAGCAUGCGUCUUCAAUCUCUGAAUUGAAAGAAGCCUGUCCAAGCCAAAGUCCCCUGUAAUUUCUUGGCUCGAUCUAGUAAUGCAACCAGAGCCAAGUACACAUCUGAGGUGGGCCUGCUCAAAUCUUAGGGACAUUUUUGCUAUCGAUUCAGUGCACCCCUGUGGGGCAGAAGUAGUAAUGAAGAUAGUGACUGGUCAUGUUUGGUAACUUCCAACCACACUGCUACCGCUCAAAAAAGCUAAGAGGAGUGCUGGAGACAUACACAACAACCACCGUCCUUACAUAGAUCUCUCUAGUUCUUAGCCUUUUUACAUUACUUGCGUUAUAUAUAAUAGAGAAAACAAGAAUGCCUCCUAAUAUAUGGGCAUUACAAACAAAUUCCAAUGUAUAUGUUUGUCAAUGUAUAAUCAGUGAAGCUCUAUUGGCCUACAAAGAAAGUCUCUCCAUCCAUACCACUAAAUGUGGCUGCACAUGCCAGCAUCUUGCACACUCAGCCUCACUCACAAAUGACCCAAAUUCCCUUUUCUUUCUAUACAAACCCACCUCGUGGUCUCUAAUAAUAUCAAGAUUUGUUAACCCAUAAAAGUAAUUCCAUUAAAAAAAUUUGCCUCCACUGCUUGUUGUAUUUAUAGUGUCUUCAAAAUAAACAUGUUUUUU
This is a messenger RNA of Magnolia sinica, 1796 nucleotides long. RefSeq lists its product as uncharacterized. Gene Ontology annotation, cellular component: cytoplasm. The record is from RefSeq and is a predicted model, not a curated record. The coding region runs from base 1 to 828 and encodes 275 amino acids. The transcript is spliced from 10 exons. NCBI's taxonomy places the organism in Eukaryota, Viridiplantae, Streptophyta, Magnoliopsida, Magnoliales, Magnoliaceae.